AAAAAAAAAAUUGUUCUCUGAUGGGCUUGAGAACACCCUUACGAGAGAGUUGCAAAUAUCUCGUCCGUUUAUUCUUCCUCGCUCAAAUUCGCUCAUCGUCUCGAUUAGUUCCUCCUAAGUCCUAAGCAAGCUCGCAGCUUCGAUCUUCCUGGUCUCGUUUCUAAUUGUUGUUUGAUAUCUUAAAUGGGUUCAUCUGAGAAGAGAUCAAAGGACGUCAUGAGUGACAUACCAACCUUUAGUGCAGAGAACUUGCAGAACAAUUUGAAAGUUAUACAGAACAGCCGGACUUUUCUGUCUAUCAUCGCUGGAGUGCUUGCAGGAAUCAUUGGAUUCACAGGCUUGACUGGUUUCGUAUUUUACUUUGUGGUGAUGCUGAUCACAUCAGUUGGGCUCAUGGCCAAGGCAGGAUUCUCAGCAGACUUGUACUUUGAUUCUUGGAAUCGGGUCCUUUUUGACGGCUUUCUUGGUGGCCUUAUGUCGUUUGUGCUGUUCUGGACAUUUGCUUAUGACUUGGUGCACAUAUUCUGAGCGUUCUUCAGCUGAAAUGAAGAUGGUGAAACAACUCUCAAGAAGAAGUGUCGUAAUUUAAGAGUUUGGUAUCUGCAGCCUCUUCAAGUAAAUUGGACGAUGUUUCUCUGGCUCCCUUUUUGAACAACAGAUUUGAGUCUGUAUUACUAUUUCUGGUUCAGAAUUUACCUGCCGAUUACAUCAAUUUGUGAAACCUUUGGAUUGAUAGUUCAAGUAUUUUAAUUACCCUUGCGUCAAA
Eutrema salsugineum is the source of this 766-nucleotide messenger RNA. Its product is annotated as ER membrane protein complex subunit 6. The record is from RefSeq and is a predicted model, not a curated record. Lineage: Eukaryota; Viridiplantae; Streptophyta; Magnoliopsida; Brassicales; Brassicaceae. The transcript has 5 exons. Gene Ontology annotation, cellular component: endoplasmic reticulum; EMC complex; membrane. Bases 184 to 528 code for a protein of 114 amino acids. Gene Ontology annotation, biological process: protein folding in endoplasmic reticulum; autophagosome assembly.